This is a messenger RNA of Cajanus cajan (pigeon pea), 2126 nucleotides long. The record is from RefSeq and is a predicted model, not a curated record. NCBI's taxonomy places the organism in Eukaryota, Viridiplantae, Streptophyta, Magnoliopsida, Fabales, Fabaceae.
CCCUAAAAAUAGAAAAGAAGGGGAUCUGAGAGGAAUGGGGGAGACGCUUUGCUAGGGUUUUACACGCAGCCUUCCUCCACAAACGUCGACGACGUGGUAGAUCGUUGCUAUGGUGUCGGCAUGGCUAAGGUGGCUAGUCAGUCGUACAAAGGAGAAGGAGAAGAUGGCUAAAGAGAGAAACGAAGAAAGGUAGAGGGUUGUUGUCGCCACCGAAAAUCAUUUCCGACGAUGGUGCACGGUGGCGUUCGUGAUGGUUUGUCCGUGUUGUGACUUGUUGUAGAGACGCACAACAAGGGUGAGAGGGAGAAGAUAAAGGAGGGCAUCGCCACCACCAAAAAUCGUCUCCGACGGCGGCGCACGGCGACCUUCAUGGGAACCACGCUCCAGUCACGUUCCCCUGUUUCAAGUUCAUGCUUUUGGAAUCAUAUAUGGUAGAAGCGUGAUCUUAGGGAUCUGUUGGUGGCUAUGACAGAAGCUCAACAAGCUUGUUGGAGGAGAUUUAAGUGCAACAUAAAAGUGUAGGAUGGAGGAUGAGUUCUCAUGUUGUUCAAGUUGUUUCAGAAUGUUUUGUCAAGCCACCAAGCCCAGCUAAAGAAUCAAGGCAGAUAUAUAAUUUAGCAGCUUGGGAUAUUGUUUUGCUUGCCAUGCAAUACAUUCAGACUGGCAUACUAUUACAGCAAACUAGCCUUGUUAAUCAAAAUGCCAUCGAAAAUUUCUUGAACCUUUUCAAGCAGUCCAUUUCCCUUACCCUCGCUCAUUUCUAUCCGUUGGUUGGCCGCUUUGUCACCCAAAAGACCAAAGACCCUCCUUCUACUACCAUUUUCAUUGAUUGUAGCAAUAGUCCUGGAGUUAGGUUGAUCCACGCAACAUUGGAUAUGAGUGUAUCAGACAUUCUUACCUCUGCUGACAAUUCCACCAUUGUUCAAUCAUUAUUUGAUCACCACAAAGUAUCCAACCAUGAUGGUCACACCAUGCCACUAUUUUCUGCUAAAGUCACCAAACUAGUGGAUGGUCUUUUCGUAGGUUGUUCAAUGAAUCAUGCCGUAGGUGAUGGGGUUGCUUUUUUUAAUUUCAUUAGUGCAUGGUUUGAAGUCGCUCGUGCUCAAGUUCGAGCCGGAGGGCCUUUAGAUAAUGUUCCCAUUUCACGCCCUCCAAUUCAUGAUCGGUGGUUUCCAGAUGGUUGCGGCCCAUUUAUCAAUUUACCUUUUAAAGACACGGAUGAGUUUAAGAGAAAAUUUGAAGAAACCGAGUUUAGAGAGAGAAUCUUCCACUUUUCAGGAGAGUUUAUUGCAAAACUAAAAGCAAGGGCCAAUUGGGAGGCCAAAACCACUGAAAUUAGUUCAUUACAAUCCUUAUCAGCACAUGCUUGGAGAUGCAUAACACGUGCGCGCCACCUACCACGUGAUCAAAGAACAAGUUGCAAAUUGGCCAUAGAUAAUCGAUCUAGAUUGGAACCACCUUUGCCAAAUGAGUACUUUGGAAACGCACUUAGUAUGGUGAGUGCAGAUAGCACGGCAGGGGAAUUGCUUGAACACGAUCUAGGAUGGGCAGCAAGGAAGUUGAACCUCGCUGUUGCAAACCAUAAUGACAAAGUGGUGCGACAAGAGGUUCUUCAUUGGCUACAACAACCGAAGAUAUUCCAUUUUGGUUCUUACUCAGAUUCCUUUGACGUGACCGUGUCAAGUUCGCCCAGGUUCAAUCCGUUUGGGAAUGAUCUAUGGCUCUGGAAAGGGGUAAAAAUUCUAACUGGGUAUAACAAUAACCAUGAUGGCAGACUGACAUCAUCUGCAGGAGCUGAGGGAGGGGGAAGCAUAGAUUUGGAAGUGGUCAUUUCGCCAAAUGCAAUGAGCGCACUAGAAUUAGAUGAAGACUUUCUCGAUAGUUUUUCUCACGUUGCUCCCAUGCACUAGACAUAUUAUUAAUGUGACUAUAUAUGGGUAUAUCGUAUAUGCUUCACUAUGCUCAUCACUAAAUAAAGUACUUCCUUCUUUUCAUCAUUCAAAUAAGAUAACAUGUAUCUCGUCACUUCAUUAUAUAUAGUACCGCCUAAUAUAUUUUUAGGAUGUAUCUCAUUUCAUUAUGUAUGGUACCGCCCAAUGUAUUUUUAGGCAUAAAGUAGAUUUUAA